Messenger RNA from Gloeophyllum trabeum ATCC 11539, 1514 nucleotides. RefSeq lists its product as uncharacterized. The record is from RefSeq and is a predicted model, not a curated record. Gene Ontology annotation, cellular component: cytoplasm; nucleus. NCBI's taxonomy places the organism in Eukaryota, Fungi, Basidiomycota, Agaricomycetes, Gloeophyllales, Gloeophyllaceae. The transcript has 8 exons. Bases 1 to 1275 code for a protein of 424 amino acids.
AUGGGUGUCGCUCGCCGAAAGGUUUUGAUGCUUCACGGCCAUGCACAGAACGCCGACAUCUUCCGCAACCGAACGGCGAACAUUGUGAAGGCGUGCUCCGGCUCGGAUAUCGAGUUCGUAUACGUUAACGCCCCCCACAUUCUCUGGCCGACCGACUUGCCUCCCGCGCGUUCGUCUGUCGGCGAGGCGCGAGUGAACGACGUGUCCUACAGUGAAGAGUCAACAAGCGCUCCGCGCGCGUGGUGGUUCAUGACUGAGGCACGGACCAAGUGCCACGGCAUUGCCAAGGGGAUCCGGGCUAUCCGUGAUAUAUUGGCCCAGGAUGAGUACGAGGGAGUUUUUGGGUUCAGUCAAGGAGCCGCUAUGGCCGCGACGAUCUCUGCGAUUCUCGAGAGACCUUACCUCCAUCCCGAGUUCAUGAGCAACGGCAAGCCUAUUCACCCACGCUUCCGCUUCUGCGUCGCCGUUUCUGGCUUCAUCCCACCUUGUGAUCUGUCCGACAUUAUUUUCAGCACGUCGUACAACACCCCAAGCGUCCAUGUGGUCGGGAAGAACGACGUCGUUGUUCGUGAAGAGGAUACCCAGGUGCUUCUCAACAAGUCAGCCGCCAAAGUCGUUGAGUACCAUGUCGGCGGUCAUUUCGUACCGAUCACACAGAAGUGGCGGAGUUUCUUCGCAGAGCACCUUCAGCAUCCAGAAGUUCUCAUUCCCUCCCCCGCUGCGUCCUCGCCAGCAAGUUCGUCCACUGCACUUGACAGUGAUGGCACGAGCUCCCCCGCUAGCUCUGUCACAGAUCUCGACUUGGCACCAGGAGACAUUGUCCUGGAGGAGGAGAAGAUCGCGGAUGUCGAGAUCAAGGUAGAACCGGCCGCUGUCCCAACCAAGACCGAGGUCCCUACCUUUGCUUCCGACCUGGAGCUGCCCAAGCUGCCUGGCCGCAACUUUGGCGAGCUCAAGUUCCCCACCGUCGCACAGUUCAAGCCACAGCGGCCCGUCGUCCGCGUCAACACCGUGCCGAAGUACCCAUACUACGCCUUCCCCUCAUUCCGCCUCCCCGACGGCAUCACACACUCGCCACUUACAGCCGCGCCCUCCGUCACGGUCUCCGUCGCGGAUCUGCAACGCCAGGUGUCCGAGCUGCAGAUAUUCACAAAUUAUUACUGGCACUUCAUUUUCAUCGCUUCCUUUUUCCUGCCGCACUCGUGGCGGCUCGUAUUUAUUCUCCCCAUGCUUCUUUGGGUUUAUGGUAGAAGGGUUAUGAGGUGGCGGGUGUGAUUGAGUGGUAUUUAUUGUCGAGAUGAGAUAUUUGAAUGGACUGCGAGUACUCGCUUACAACUACGCUCCUUACUGCAUAUCAAGUUAACUAUAGUAGACCACAGCAGGGCUUGUGUGUAUCUCCUAGACCGUAUAGCCAGUUAUUUAUUACCUGUUGUUUGAAUAGUAUCGGGUCGAGUCUUUCCUGCCUUGAUGUCGCACGGAGAGGCCCAGCAAUACUACCAACAUUCUUUUGUAAA